Knipowitschia caucasica is the source of this 900-nucleotide messenger RNA. The record is from the annotation of a GenBank genome assembly. NCBI's taxonomy places the organism in Eukaryota, Metazoa, Chordata, Actinopteri, Gobiiformes, Gobiidae.
AUGGGAUUGUCGCGACUGUGGCUGCUCUGCAUCGUGUUCUGGGACGCUGCACUCACCACAGCUCUCGUUGUCCAUACAUGGUCUGAGGGGUCAGAAGAGUCGGUCCUCUGCAGCUGGUCUUAUGACAACCUGACCGUGUCCCAGAGAGCGUUCUGUAGAGGAGACUGUCAGCAGGACAUGUUGGUGCAGACUUCAGACCUUGGACCUCAGACUCGCGGCAGAUACAGCAUCAAACACCAGAUCCAGGGCUCUCCUCCAGAAGACACGAUCACUCUGACCAUCUCCAACCUGACCCUGAAUGACUCGGGCCGAUACGGCUGCCUCUGGGAAGGGUCAAACCGAAUGAAUUACCAAGAGUUCAAAGUGGAGGUUACAGAUGGCCCAAUGCAGAACAUCAGCAAUUUCCCCACGUCCAACGCAUCCACCGCACCAUCGACUGUUGACAUCUACAACCACAGUACCAGCUACGGCUACAACACCAGCUACGACCACAGCACCAGCUACGACCACAGCACCAGCAACAACCACAGCACCAGCAACAACCACAGCACCAGCAACAACCACAGCACCAGCAACAACCACAGCACCAGCUACAACCACAGCACCAGCAACAACCACAGCACCAGCAAAAACCACAGCACCAGCUACAACCACGGUACCAGCGACAUCAAGGACUACAUCACCAUCCAUAACAUCAGGCUCGGACUCCAAGUCUUCAUCCUGAUCCCUGCUCUCCUGGCCAACAGCGCCCUCCUGUGGCUGGUGUUCAAAUCCAGACACAACCUCUCCCCGCCUCAGCUCUUGGCCCUGAACAUCUCCAUUGUCUGCAUCUUAGAGGAGGAUUUCUACGAAGUACUCCCAAUUGGCAGUGACGAUGAUGGAAAAAGGAUUUCAGGAUGA